ACAUCCAUGCAGUAGGCGUUUAUACCUGCUUUACGUUUUUAUAAUCGUGGUUUUGAAGGAAGCAAAGUGCAGUAGCACACCUUAUUUCCAUUUAUACGGAUUUUAUUUCCACAACAACUACAUUCAAACUUGAUUGCAAAAGUGGUCUAGACGAAGUGGAGUGAAAACAUAUGAGGAGUUCCUCUUCCAUCCAAAGUGGAUUAUAGAUUUAUGCCAGCAUGACUACCCCAAUGUCAACGUUGUACGGAUAUACAUUUUCAACGACCGGGAUGGUUACCGCGUUGAAUGCAACCGCCGAAACCGUCCUCCACAAGUCAAACUCACUCGCAGUUGUCCUCGAGUCUUCCACGCUCGCUCUCAUCAUGGCGAUCGCAAUCGUAGCCAAUCUGGUCGCCAUGGUUACCAUCUUCCGUGUCCCGAUGCUGAGGAAGAAUCCGCAUAAUAUCUUGAUCGUCAAUCUGACGCUGGACGAUCUCGGGGUCGCGUUAACGAGCAUGGUGUUUUCAAUGAUAUCUGUAUUCGAUAACGGCCGACUCUUGAAGACAUAUCCUGUCCUGUGCGAUUUUAAUGGAUAUUGCACAGUGUUAUUCUCCGCUUCUAGUUUUGCCACAAUCACUUGCAUCGCUAUCGAUCGCUACCUAUCUGUCGUCUGGUCUACGCGCUUCCCGCCAAGCCAUCGACGCUCCUGCAUGAUGGUUGUCGGGAUCUGGGUUUUCUCCGCAUCAUACGCAGCUUUGCCAUUGGUCCAUUUCCUUUCAUCUUUCUCCUAUCUGGACGGCACGCACCAUUGCUCGCCCAUCUGGGAGAGUUGUUUUUUCUACGUUGUUGGUUUCAUGGUCAAUUAUGUUGUCACAAUACCCAUAAUGUUUCUUUGUUACGUGUUUGUCUUCCGUGUCAUUUGGAAGAAACAGGGGAAGUUAAGUGAAUACCGGGCAGCAGCCAAGAACCUCACAUAUAGCCAACAAUCAUUUGAUGACACGAUUGGCGAUUCUGGAUCUAAGACGGGCCAGUCUGUUUCCUUUGCGCUUGUUCCUCCAUCUUCCGGGAUGUCCACUUCUUCAGACGAUAUUAAGGAAAGGAAUGGAGUGGCAAGAAUGUCCAAGUCUCUAUCGAUGCCACAGCUGGAUGUUUUGGGGUCUGAAGAAUGUUCUUCAGUUGAUUUGAAAACAUGUGACAGAUGUACAGGAGAUUGCCAUCUUAGAGGAUACCAUAACUGUGAGAGAUGCAGAUCAGUGCUCACCCAACAGAUUCGUGGCUGCACUGCAAACCAAAAGAAUGGACGGGAAAGACCUGUCCAACGAUCAGCAAGCACAGUUGGACCCUCAAGGAGAAAGUCCAAGCGAGGUCAAUCUCGCGGACGGAGUUGUUCAACUGACAGACAGCUUUCUGCAUCCAGGUCAUUUGGCAAAACUGACGUUGAGGUCAGUAAACCGAAAAAUGUUUCAAGAAGUCUUGACCGAUCCGGGUCUUUCUUUUCUCUGUCAAGUCUCCGUCGCAUGUCGUUAGGGCUGAAACGCAAUACAACUGGAAAAGCGACCAAAGAGCAGCGGAAGAUGUACAGGAAACGUAUGAAGAAACUCACAGCAGACAAGCAAGUUGCUCUUACAGGGUCAUUUCUGAUUCUAUCCAGCCUCAUCUGUUGGUUACCUUACGCCAUCACACGCUCUUGUUUCUUCCCUGUCGACACCAAACACUGGGUUGAGGUCACCGCCAUGUGGAUCUCCUUCGUCAAUGCUUUCCUCGAUCCCGUCAUCUACGCUUUCAUGAACAGGCGAGUCAAGGCCAAGAUAAGGGAGGACUUCAGGGCUAUUCGACGGUGCUUCAGGUCCUGCGGUCGCAAUGAUUUAGAGGAAGACGACUCGUAGAGAUUGCUGAUGGCCGCUGUCAUCAUUAUCAAAAGCAGCUGAAGCCUACAUGCCAAUCUUCAGACAAUCCAAAGUAUAUUUACCACUGACAUUUGUGACUUGGAAUAAAAAGGUAAAAUGAUUCAAUACUUCAUGGCCAUUAAAUGUAGCUAGUAAAACCAAAAGCCGUUUCAUAGAGUUAAAACAAUUGCAACUUUGCCAUUAUGGCGAUUACCAUGUACACUCUGAUCUUGGUUGGUAGUUUAGUUUAUUCUCUGCAUUAUUGAAAGUUAUUUCAAAGGUACAUAAUUUCAAGACCAGCAAUUGAUAACACUCAGUUAAUGAGAGACCAAACACUUUUGGACACCGUUCUCACAACCUUCCUAAAACUAGUUUAGAAGCGAUCUUCACACAUUUUGAGCGCGCUACUUCACACACAGAAUGCCUACGCUGCGAUUUCAAAUUUUGCGUGAAACGUGACACCCCACUGACAGCGUUCCCAUAGCAACAAGAUCACUUUACGUGAAGUGAUUUUGAAAAACACUUUCGGGUAAUCAAAUGGGAACGCUAGCAAAGCGAUCUUCCAAACUGCUCUCCUGACCGGUUUCCAGUAAACUAGAGUUUUAGAAAGUGUAGUGAGAACAGGGUCUUGGUCAGUCAUUCUACUACAAUGAUAAGUAUGUGCAUUAUCGUCACACAUAUCACUGACGUAUCGCUUCUCAGUCACAAACCUCUGCACCACUCACCAUCAAGUCUGAAUUUGGUCUGAACAAAUCUGAACCACAUACGAAUUGCACUCUGUAGUCGAGCACUAAACCUGCAUCUUGCCAGUGCUCUCUCUCACACACUCUGUGCAAUGUGCAUUAACGAUCAUAAAAAGACAACUAUGCACUAUUCUUGUUACCAAAGAUUCUAUAUUAUUCCAUUCACCAAUACACAUACAUAUCAUAAAUAUUACAGAAUUUAAUGUAAUUUUCCAAAUUUACCAUCAUGUAUAAUGUAUACAUGAAUGAAAUCCACACACAGAUUUGAAAGUUACAGCACACAGGCACUUUUCCGUCUUGUGUGGAAUUUUCAACCUCUUAUAUUCUCAGAUUAGAAUUAUAUCUAAAAAACUGGUUAGAACACAGAAAACAAUACUUUUUUACUUUUAUAAAUAGUUUGUUUUACAUAACACUUCCUGCACAUUUAGAACAGUUGCCUGAAGAGGAAAAAAAAGGUUUCAGCUUGACAUACAAUAGAAUACUUUACCAAGAAAUGAUGGACCAUGCAAACAUUGUUUUUUUUAGAGGUACUGGCCAUGGCCAUCUAUCUACAUCAAUGUAUGCAGCAAUAUAGAGGUAUAUUUCAUAUUACAUCAGCUUCUUUUCAAAGAUAAAGUCUGGUAAUGGACAAAAAACAGAAAAUAAAAACGCUUACAGAAUUACACAAAUCUUACACAGAAAUAUGAAAAUAAAAAGAUAUCUGCCAAUUUUUUUCCUUCAGAAAAAUGUAUAAUUACAGAGUAAUUAGCGAACGAUGAACAGAAAAAUUAAUGAAAAUGCCUGUCUGUUUAUGGUGCGGUCCCACAUGCUGUUUCCUGUGUUAGCUACACAGGGAAAAGCAAAUGGUAAUGAAAUGAAUAUGAUUCCAAGCAAGCAUGAAUUAUUUCAAUUUAACUUUGUUCUCAAUAAACAUUCUGGCAUAUGACAAAUACUGCAGUACUGCUUCCAAUCAUUUCCUAACGAAAUUAGAUUUCUAUAACAGAACUCAAACUUAAGUUUUAAGAGAGGUAAACUUCUAUUACCGGUAUAUGCACACCUCGUACUUAGACCCUGUAGCUAAACAUAGUAUACUCUAGUAUACUUUUAACUAAUGAUAAUGACAGUGAUUUAUUAAUUUUCAAGUUUCAUUGCUUUAUGCAGGUUAACCCAAACAAUGCAAGAGGUAAAGUUAAUUAUGAAUCUUAAUAACAUGCAACAUUUUCAUAGUGCUAAAUACAAUGUUUCUAAGCGCUGCAUACUAUUACCCUGGCUUUAUCACGGCUACCCUGAUCAGGCGCAUCAAGCAUUCAAGGAAUUCCUUCCUACCGGGUAUCCAUUUACUACACCUGGGUGAAGAGUGGCAAAUGUAGAUAAACACCUUGCCAAAAAACGCAAGUGCCACGGUGGGAUAAGUACUCCUGACCUUUCAUUUUGAAGUCUAGAUACUUAUCCACUGAGCCACAACACCUCUAGUUAUAUGUACACCCUGUACAGGGACCCUAUAGUUUAGAAUAAUUCAUUUUUCAAGUUUGCAUUAAAAGGGUUAAUGUGAACAAGGCAAAGAAAAUUUGUCAUGUUUUCUGUCGUAUCUCUCUUUUGGUGCUUUUGAUACUUUGUCAGGAAUAUCAACACCUACAUGUAAAUAUAAAAUGUAUAAUUUACGAUGGCAGGAACAUUUACGAAGUGUAAUUCUUUUAAACAGCCUUAUACAGGUCAUUUUAUAUUUUUCAAUGCUUAGUUCACCUGUGUUGUUGAUGAAACAACGUGCCAAAAUAUAUAUGUUUAUCAUUCUCAUCAAUUAUGAAAUUUGCUCUGUGACUAUCACAAAAAAAUAAUCUAAU
Lytechinus pictus (painted urchin) is the source of this 4428-nucleotide messenger RNA. Its product is annotated as dopamine D2-like receptor. Gene Ontology annotation, biological process: phototransduction; cellular response to light stimulus; G protein-coupled receptor signaling pathway. The coding region runs from base 219 to 1865 and encodes 548 amino acids. The transcript is spliced from 4 exons. The record is from RefSeq and is a predicted model, not a curated record. Gene Ontology annotation, molecular function: G protein-coupled photoreceptor activity. Lineage: Eukaryota; Metazoa; Echinodermata; Echinoidea; Temnopleuroida; Toxopneustidae. Gene Ontology annotation, cellular component: plasma membrane.